Messenger RNA from Manacus vitellinus (golden-collared manakin), 3247 nucleotides. RefSeq names its product D-beta-hydroxybutyrate dehydrogenase, mitochondrial. The record is from RefSeq and is a predicted model, not a curated record. Gene Ontology annotation, molecular function: oxidoreductase activity. The coding region runs from base 677 to 1588 and encodes 303 amino acids. NCBI's taxonomy places the organism in Eukaryota, Metazoa, Chordata, Aves, Passeriformes, Pipridae. The transcript has 5 exons.
UCUGAGCACUGUAUAUUUAAUUCUCACUUAUCUUUUGUCCUUUAGCUAUCGCUAUCUUCAGAGCUUUAGGAGAGCUAGUCUGUAGCUGGGUGCUCUUUGUCUGAAACAGGAGUCGGUGUUAAUGUGGGUGUUUGUAUGAUAAAUGCAAGAUAGACUUUUGAUCAGUUCUUGUUUCAGCUUCAGCUCAUGACUCCCCUUUGAGAGCAAUAACUUCAACAUGAGUUAUAGGACUGGGUGUAGCUUAUUUGCUUAUUGCUCUCUGCUUAGGCUCACCUGAGUUUGUGCAGUAAUGCUCUGAUCACUAUCACCCUGCAAUUAUCCCUUAUUGCUGCUUCACUGCACUGAGUGUCAGCAAAGCAAGAGAUGAGAGAGCAAUGGUGAUUGACCCAUUUCUGGGUCUGAAAAAGUGACUGGACAAGCCAGUGCACUUAAUACAUAAGUAUGUUCAUAUUCCAGCCAUUGUGAAUACAGUAACAGGGAAUAUUAGUUGCAGAUAUCUCCAUAGAGAUGGAACUGACCUCACUUCCUUAUUGCAUCCUCUAGACUUUUAUUGCUGUAUCACACUAUUGCCUCAUGGGUAUGGUUCCAGCUUGGAGCGCUGUGCAGCACAGCAGCUGGCAGCCUGCCAGUUGGGUUAAGUGUUAGGGGUUCGUUGCUUCACAGCUGUGGUGAGAGGAUGACUUUCAAGCAAAGACAGAGGGCUGAAGGGAAGGCGGUGCUAAUAACAGGCUGUGACAAAGGUUUUGGACAUGCCUUGGCAAAACACCUUCAUGCAAAGGGAUUUACUGUUUUCGCUGGAUGCUUGCUCAUGGAUGAGAAUGGAGAUGGAGCCAGGGAGCUGAAGAACAUGAAGUCAGACCGCAUGAAAGUGCUACAGAUGGAUGUGUGCAGUGAUCAGGAGGUGGCUCAGGCUGUGGAUUUUGUGAAGAGGACCCUGAAGAAGCCAGAGAAAGGUUUGUGGGGCCUGGUGAACAACGCUGGCGUCUCAACCUUCGGAGAGGUGGAAUUUGCAAGUUUAGACAACUACAAGAAGGUGGCAGAGGUCAACCUGUGGGGCACUGUGAGAGUGACAAAGGCUUUCCUGCCCCUCAUUCGAAGAGCUAAAGGCCGUGUGGUGAAUAUCACGAGCAUGUUGGGACGGAUGGUGAGUCCAUCUCGCUCCUGCUAUUGCGUGUCCAAGUUUGGGGUGGCAGCCUUCUCCGACUGCCUGAGGCAGGAGAUGUACCGCUGGGGUGUCAGAGUCAUCCUGGUGGAGCCCAGUAACUUCGUGGCAGCGACCGGCAUCCUGACGGCAGAGGGCAUCGACAAACAGGCCGAGGCUCUGUGGGCCGAGGCCAGCGACACCGUGCGGGAGGACUAUGGGGGGGAGUAUUUCACUCGCCACGUGGCCAUGAUGAAGUCCUUUGUUAACAGCGGCCUGAAGGACAUGUCUCUGGUUGUGAAUGACAUCACUGACGCGCUCACUUCCCCGUGCCCCAACAACCGCUACAAUCCCAUGGAGACCUACUGGUGGGUGAGGCUGCAGGUCAUGACCCACCUGCCCACGGCCAUUGCCGACUGGCUUUACAUCCCUGGAGCCACCCUGUAAAUGGCCGUCCUUCUGGCACCCUUCCAGGGCUCGUACUCACGCACAGGUUACUGCUCACCUCUGCACUCCUUGCUGAUGUGUCUCCCCUGUAGAUGCAGGAUUAUGGCUUCAAGUCAUGUCUUGUGGAAUGCUAGAACAGCAUAGCUUUUUUGUUUGUUUUUUUUUCCUAAUUCUUGUUUGUAUUCCCUACUGUCCUGAUUAAAGUCGAAAGGUAUUUUCCUUUUAACUAGGAGGCAGAGGAAGGUUAACAUAAUGGAUCAAAUAUGUGGCUAGUGGAAUUGGGUCAGCAGAAUUCCCCCAGCGAUAAAUUUGGCUCAUUAAUGGGUCUUGCUUUUCCUUACAAGGAUGACCUGCUAAUAGCAGAGCAAAGCUGUUGCUAUGAGAUGGCUCAAAGGGAAAACUAAAAUGGGAAACCAAAGCAAAGUUUUCCUUUUGAUUGAAAAUGGGUCAGUCACAGCCUUCCAUUGUUUUUAUGAUACUGCUAGGAAGCUCUGCUGCACUGUGACUGUCUGCUCUUUCCAGGGAAACAGCCACACUGCCUCUAAAUAGCCUUAUUACCUAGCUGCAAAGAAGGGCUCUUCCCUCCCUGCACUGUGGCCAGGAGACGCCAGAGCAAACAACUGGGGAUAGGCUGGGCUGGUAAAAGCGCUUCUAAUAAUGAGUGAGGUCUGAGCCAUCCCUCAGUCAGUCCCUGUGGGUGCUGGGAUUUGCAGCCUCUCUCCACCUGCUGCUGCAGAGCUUUGCGGAACAAGGUUUAAGCUGAUGUAGCAAACAAAUUUGGCUCCUCUGACUGCUACCUUAGGUGCCUAAACUACUCAGCUGUGGUACCGACACUCCUCCUGCUUCCCUCACGUCACUGUCCCAUCCAGACUCCCUCUUGCUGGUGAGGGAGCUGCUGUUGGCUUUCCCAAAUCAGUUUUUUUGGUUUAAUCCUCUGCGCCUGAACAGUGACAGGGCAGUGUGCAAGCAGCAUGACCUGACUAUGAGCUCUGGAAAGGUCCUUUAGGAGGCACAUUUCUUACCUUUAAUAUUGCACAGUGAAAUCUGCAUGUCACACAAUCAUCUUCUCUGAGAACCUCCUGAUAACUGUUAUGGGCUACUCUUGCCCAGUAUCUCCAAGGGUCUCUCCUGUUGGCCAUAUACAGGAUUUCAAUAAUUUUUCCAAGUGCUGGGGCUGCCUGGCUUCAUGCCCUAUUCCCUCUGUUCCAGUGGUAACCACUGGUGGAGCAGCCAGGAGGCUGCGGGUGCUGCUGGCCAAGCUGGUACCCCACCCUCUUACUCUAGGGACCAGCUUUUCCUUCCACUGUUUUGCCUUAUGUGAGAUUCAGUGGCUGUGAAAAGAGCUUAUUGAUUGUUCUUUUUUCAUCUGUCUCUGCUAGCUCUGACGUGGAAACUGUGCCUUAAACUUUUUGAUUGCCACUGGCUGUAAAUUCUUGGAGUCUGCAUGCAGCCAUGAAUGCUGUGAUGCCUUGAGGAGGAAAGCAGACUUCCCUUGGAGAUGCUGUCAAAGCAGCUUGUAUUACAAGUAACAACUCCUGAAAAUACUGCUGUGCAGUUCUUUUUUAUUCCAGAUCAUCAGCACAUGGAGAUUGCCUGGGAUUCAGGACCUAGAAGGAUCCCACUGAACUGCAGCUUAAACAGUGUUUUAAUCACUUCUUC